Messenger RNA from Stegastes partitus (bicolor damselfish), 2229 nucleotides. It is a transcript of the gene map9, whose product is annotated as microtubule-associated protein 9. Gene Ontology annotation, cellular component: astral microtubule. Bases 208 to 2229 code for a protein of 673 amino acids. The record is from RefSeq and is a predicted model, not a curated record. The transcript is spliced from 14 exons. Lineage: Eukaryota; Metazoa; Chordata; Actinopteri; Pomacentridae. Gene Ontology annotation, biological process: mitotic cytokinesis; regulation of mitotic cytokinesis; mitotic spindle assembly. Gene Ontology annotation, molecular function: microtubule binding.
UUAGUUUGGUUUUAGGUUUGUAACAUUUAUCACCAGCUUUAUGUUGUGUAGUGAAGCACACGAGAGUCGUAUCACAACCAAAGUCUGCAUAACGCUAAUUUAACUAGAAUGACAGAGGAGGAAGCUAAUGACUAAAAAGCUUGAGCUAACACUAGCUAGCAUGCUAAUAUCAGUGCGCGCAAUGAGAAGAAGCUAUUUAUAGUUUUCAUGAUGACAACUCGGGACUUUACGACACUGGCUUACACGAUAAGCCCAAAAACAUCGAAAAGAACAACAUUUCAGGAUGAACUUCAGGCUGCUGUGUCUGUCAGGGCAAGCAAAACUAAAACAGUUCAAUACUCCAACUAUGAUGACUUUGAUGAGGAUGAAGAUGAUUUUUUAAAUGAACUCCUCAAGUCAAGAAAAAAGAGGAAUGAUGCAUUGAAGGCUGGGAAGAGCAAAGCCAAAACAAACACCUUUGAGCUCUCAGAUGAUGAAGACAAGCAUAGCAGGACAAAAAAAGUUUCAUUCCUGAAAUCACAAAGAAUCAGCUCUCCUUCAAACGACACAACAGCAUCAGAGUCGCAUGAAAACGAGCCACCGGACUCCUCCACUGCUGAACACAUUAAUCAUAAUGGAUCCUUUUCCUCACAGCACUCCAAAAAUAUCAGUGAAGAUAGCACACAGUUCAAAAACAGUGCUGCAGGGUCUAUCGAUCAUCAAAUCACAAGAGAGAACUCAAGUAAAUCUCUCUCAUACCAAACAUCAGAUGAUACUCUUCUGGACAUGUCUUUGCCUUUACCGUCUGAUGGCAGCAUGAUUGAAACUCCAGCUCCAGUGGAAAAGAUGAACUCUCUUGGGGAAGAAAGCUCUCAGACUCCGCAGUUGUCAGCAUCUGGCCUCGAUCACGCAGCUUCAGCAGAGAGGGAGCCACCUAGACCCAAACCGCGACAAAGGACUCUUGGAUUGAGUGUUCAUGCAACCCAGAAGUUAACUGAAGAAACUACAUCUCAGGAUCUCAGCAGGCCCCAGACUUCUUCUGCAUCAAUUCCCCUCUCAAGUGAUACAUCCAGCAACAUUGCCAUAAGGAGCUGCAGUCCACAAUGGACAGAAGGAGAUUACACAGCUUCAUGUAGCCCCAGCAAAUCCCCUUCAAAUAAGAGUGAACACUCACAACUCUUUACCAAGUCUACAGUUGAUUCUGGAUCCCGAGAUGGCUUCAUUUCUGAUGAGAGCAAAGAUCAAGCGAGAAAAUACUCUACAUCAUUUGAAGAAUUUAAUGAAUGCUCAGGCAAUCAUUCAGAUCAGCUCUCCCAUGCCCCUGAAAAAUCAUUUGACACAAGGACUUCAAGUUCACAGAGACCCCAAAGUGUGUGCUCUAAGAAAGUGGAAUCAAAGUAUUUGGGGAGUCUCAAAGUUCUGGACCGUAAAGUCUCACUACAAGAGUCUGAGCUGCAAGCAGCAGAUUCACUCAGAGCUGCCAUUUACCAGGAAUGGCUUAAAAAGAAAAAGGAAAAGUCAAAAGAGAGCAUGCAACUAAAGAAGAAGGAUGAAAUUCUAAAGGAGAAAAAGAAAAAGGAACAAGAGGCUAAAAAGGAAGAUGCGGUUGCAUCCUAUGAAGCUUGGAAAGAAAAGAAAUCAGAAACUCUCAAAGCAAAAGCUAAAGAAAGGCAAGAUGUGAUUAGAAAAGAACAGAGAGCGGCUGAAGAGAAAGAAGAAAAAAGACAGUCUGCUGCACAGGUGUUUGAGAAAUGGAAACGAGAGCGUGAUCGCCUACUAAAAGAAAAGCACAGAAAACAGAAAGAAGCUGAAAAUAAACUGAAGGUAAAAAAGCAAGAAACGGAGGAAGAAAGAAAGCGAGACAGCAAAUCUGCUUUUUCUGACUGGUGUGAAAAGAAGAAAGAUGUUCUCCAUGAAAAACUCACAACAGAGCGCAAAGAAUUUGAAAAUAAAGCCGAGGAGGAACGUUACAUGACAGAAGAACGAGAUAAGAUGGCUUUAGAGAUGUAUGAAAACUGGCUGAUCCUGACGCAAUACCAGCAGGAAGUCCACAACCUGGUUCAAGCCAUUGCCGAAAGCUCACUUGAGCUGAACAUCACAAAAACCAAGGAGCUCUGCUGUGGGUAUGUGGGGAAAAACCUAGUGGAUCUGCUUGUACCACUCAACAUCCAGGGUCAGUUGAUGGAACAGGCAUCUGGAAUUGUACCCAAGGAGGAACCAGACUUGUGCAAGUCCACAGUUCUCUUCUAA